Messenger RNA from Mya arenaria, 1283 nucleotides. RefSeq names its product protein immune deficiency-like. Bases 237 to 1001 code for a protein of 254 amino acids. Lineage: Eukaryota; Metazoa; Mollusca; Bivalvia; Myida; Myidae. The transcript is spliced from 7 exons. The record is from RefSeq and is a predicted model, not a curated record. Gene Ontology annotation, molecular function: protein binding. Gene Ontology annotation, biological process: signal transduction.
GAAAGCGAAAGUAGGAAAUUUUAAUAGUCUAUAAAUAAUUUUAUUGUUGUGAAAAAGGUUUUAUCAUAUACACUGUUUUCAUUCCUGUUUGUAUUACGUCAGGAUUUUAUCAUUGCGUUAGGCACUGGAAAAACAACGAGAUCAACAACAUUUGAGCAACAACAUACCAAGAAGAAACACAAUAUAAGUUGCAAAUCGACCAAAAAAACAACAGAAGAUAGAAAAGUAGCCUGAAAAUGUCCGAGAAAACCGAAAAGAAAAAGAAGUCGAAACACAAACAUAGACACAUGUCAGCUGACGAGAUUGACAGUGUGGUGGACAAGGAAGUCGGCAAGGCAAUGAAACAGAUGGAAAAGGCAAUGAAGCAGGCAAAGUUGGCAGAGAAGGAGAGCCGACGGGCGUUCAAGCUAGGCAAGGACAUUCCGGAGGGCGUUAAUUACACCACCGGUACCGACGGCAAAGGAAUCAAGAUCAUUCACCAAACACACAAUUAUCCUGGGACUGUCGUGCAUAUUGAAAGUGCCAAAAAUAUUCAGGUUGGUUCCCACAACAACAUUGUCAUCAACCAACGACGGUCCGGUCGCUCCUCGCGCCACAGAGCCGGAAGUAGCUCUUCAGAUGAGGAUGAAUAUCGGGGAAGGGGUGGGGCAGAGGGCGGUGUCAAGGGGGAGGAAGGUCAAAAAGGCGGGGCUUUUGAUGAAGAAGUGCAGGCGAGAGUGGAUAGAUUAUUACAAUCAGAGCGAGAGAUGACGCCUGCAGAUGUAAGCACCGUCAGCGAGUUUGUUGGCAAAGAUUGGAGGAGAUUCCUUCGAAAUUUGGGUUUGGAGGAUGAAGCAAUAGAAGCAUUACGUCACGACCACCACGUGGACGGAUUACGUCAGAUUUUGUACGAGGGAGUGAUGACGUGGAAGAAACGUCGUGGGCGGGUCACGCUCGGGGAACUCGGGCGCGUGCUGCAGAAAACAGGACAAUACAGCGCUCUCUCUCGACUACGGGAAUAAAGAUGUGUUGUAAAUGUGUUUUCUAUGAAUGGAAGUGACGGUGAUUUUGAAAUGUUCCUUAAUUGCAAUCUGCUGGUUACAAUAUUUACAGCUAUCUCCGAUAAGUUUUGAUCGCAAAUAUUGUAAUGCACACACACACACACACACGCGCGCACAUAUAUGUAAACUAUAUAGGUCAUUUGUUUUCAAAAGUCUUUAAAAAACUGAAUGUUUCGAAUACUGACAAAUGUGUACAUAAUAAAAAAUUAAUCAUGAACAUGUUAAUGAUGUCUAUCAUAUUUU